AUCCUGGCCGUAGUCCCCAAACGAGUUUUGCAGCAUUUCCUGUAUGAAAUAACAACGCACGACUCUGAUAAAACAUUGCAUCUGUGCAUUGCAGCACCGGUUCUGCAGCAGUAAGUUAAUGUGCGUCGUCUAAAUGCAUGGCAUCUAAAUUUAGCAACCGAGCAGUGGGGGAAUUUGGCCGGACACUGCAGCUGUUGACUCGGUCAACUGUGCUCGUCGAAGCGGGGCCACCGAUGUGGCUGUUGGUGUUGGGCCACCAAGUCGCAGGUGGUUUGGCGUAAAGGAGCUAGCAAAGCUGACGUACAGAGCACGUGCUGCACGUUUUUACCCAACAGAAGUGCGUGUGUGAAUGUACAUGCCUUCUUCAACCUGUCUCUUAUUGUAUACAUUAAACUAAACAAGAUUUCACACACAGCUUUCUUGGUGAUCAACAUUGGGGGGUGACUGCAGUUUAAUUGUGGUUGGAAAUGAAUGCUACCGUAAUCACCACACCAGCAGAAGACCCUUAACAAAAAUGUAAUCCUGGCGCAAUUAAGAAACUGCCCUGGCUUUUGGAUCUUUGCUCCAGAUUAUCCCUCCUUUGGGCUCAAGGAUCCAGAUUUGAAGCAAUUAUGGGCUGAGACUUGAGCAGUGGAAAAAAGCCACCUGUUUGUUUGCACACUCGUCUGCACCCAAUUGAAAAUCCCCAAAGAGCGUGAGUAAGGAAAAAGGUCCUUUCUGUGAGGAAUGUGUGGUUAUGUCGGUGGAGAGGGAAUUCAACACCCCGAUGAUGUCAAAUCAAGAUAUCCAUGGGAUCUUAAAAAGUCUAAAAUGCAAUCAUUUGAAUUUGAAAGGUCUUACAUGUAUCUUACAUGUAUAUGUAUUGUUGAAGAUGAAACAUAACUAAUAGCUGGCUUCAAAACAAACAACUGAAUUGAAAGCACAAGUUUUAUUCAUUAUGAUCUUAAAAAGUUACAUUUGAUUUGUUGUAAACCUGCAAAGACCCUGAAAAUAGGCUACUAUGACUCAAAGUGCUAUUAAACCCUUUGUUUACAUGUCAAUGGCCUACUUAAAGCCCGGUGAUGUGAGCUAUUGUUCAACACAGAUAAGUUUUAGUUUUGGUCUCUUGGUGACAAUACAUCAGUGUAUUUGUACAUAAAAACAUUAGCGUAUAGUUUUAUAGCAUUAUAGUUCCCAUGUAAACACUGAAAUACCCAACUUUGGACUUGCACAUAUGCAAAUAUAUCAUGUAAGGCUGCCACUCAAGAUCAUCUUUUUCACUGAAGUGUACAUUUACUUUGACCAGUAACUCAAAUAUACAGCAAUUAGUGUGAACACAAGAAAUAAGCAAUACCGGGAGGACAGGCUCGUCCAAAAAAACACCAAAACAAACGGAAGGCACACAUAAGUGUUAGUUUAGUGGUGAAUCACACCGUCUGUGACUCCUUAUAUCCUUUUUAAAUGUACAUUUUCUACUGACCUGGCAGUUGUAUUGCAGCGUAAUUAGGCCUGUCACGAUAACAAAUUUUGCUGGAUGAUAAUUGUCCUACAAUUAUUGCUGAUACGUGUUAUUGUGAACAUUAUUUUAAGACCAUUUUUUCAUGAAUGUAAUGCAAAUAUAUGGUAUAAUAACAGGAGUACACCGUAUCAAAAGCAAUAAACUAAUUUCUCAAGAGUAUUUAACAUUGGAAUGUCAAGAGCUUUAAAAUAAUAUAAAUUAAACAUGCGCAGAAACAUAAAACAAUAGUAAAACAAUAGUUCCCAAAGUGUACUAGAAAAAAUAGAUUAGCAAACUGAAAUGUAACUGGUAUCAUCGGCACUACGCUGUAUUUCUGAUAUUGAAUCAGUCACUUUUAUUGUCUGACUAGUGACCGAAAAAAACGGAGAAACAAUCCGUAAAUACUCUGAAGUUGACAUUGUGUGUCAAAGCAGACAUCAGCUCAUUUGCAUAUACACUUGACAGACUUCUAGCAACAUUGUGUAUGGAAUACGCUGUUUACGUUUUAAUGAGAUGUUUUGUGGUAGUUUGGGCACAGUGCAUGUUAUGGAUGCAGCACAAUGCGUUUGAUGCGCAGCAAGGUGUUAUUCUUGGGGAAUCGUGGCAGCGGAAACGCACGUUCCACUGUUUUGUAUUAUUUAUUUCAUUGUCUUUUGUCAUACACUUUUUCACGUCACAAAACGACAAUGCACAAACAGGCUGAAAUUGACAACAGGCACCAAGAAAGUAUUCAUUCGUGUAGCAUGCGACACACACAGCUAGCAAGUCGCUAGCGCGUAGUGCCCCGCUUCUCCUCAGUGGGACAAAGAGACUGAAUGACUGACAGGCGGGUUCACCUACUCCAUUCAUUCCACUACAGAACCCGCCCAGGUUUUGACACAGAUGCAGAGUGAACUCUGUAGUCAUCCAGCUGGUCGGGUGGGGAGCGAGAGGAGGAAAACAAGCACAUGCUCAUGUCAAUAGAUUGAAGCCGGCAAAAUGAUCCCCUUAUUUUGUAUUAAUUGAUUUAUUGAUAUUGUGACAGGCCUACAUGUUAUCACACUCCUACUAAUACCUUUUAUGCUACAACUAUGCCUGCUACAUUUGUUUGCUUCUAGUGUGCUACAGCCUUCAUAUUUUUUUUCUAUCUGCUGCAGUCGGACACCCUUGCUCUAGUUUAGAAAGCUCUAUAGUCCGUUGUUGGAGCAAAUUACAUUUUCCCUGCUUCCGUUACUUGGAUAUGCACACAGUAGUAGUUACUUUGAAGGCAGGCCUCACUCUGAGAAGAGCGACUCAACGACAGUGCUUUCCCGCCCAUUUGCCUUAAAAAAAAAAAAAACAGUCCCACCCCCUUGUUUCAUAACACUGUCUUCCCUGUGUGUGAAGCUCACACAGUAGUAGCUCUAGCGGGGAGACGGCUUGAAGAGUAAGAGGAUCUACCCGCCUGACUGCUGUGACCAGAAGGGGAGCGACAAGUUAUUCAUUACGGUCAACAAGGCAGCCAACAUGGAGGAAGAGUCUAAACAAAGAAGAAUGACCAUGGAUUUUUCCCAACUGCACACAUACACGCCGCCACAGUGUGCUCCAGAGAACACCGGCUAUACCUACUCCCUCAGCUCCAGCUACUCAACAGCAGCGUUAGAGUUUGAGAAGGAGCACCAGAUUGCUCCUGUGUACGAGUCGCCCAGGAUGUCACGGCGGAGCCUGCGUCUGCAAACCAGUGCCAGUCACCAUGGCAAUGACAGCCUGGUUGACUACACACAGAACCAGAACCAGAGCCACAGCAGCUACGCUACCAAGAGAGAGUCACGGACACUGCGGAGUCGAAAACUGCAGGCCUCUUCCAACUCUUUGUCGUUGUCCCUGAGCCAAGCUGCAACUCCAAGGAAAACCCUCAACUUCUCAGCUCUUAGUACGCCCAUUAACAGCAGCAGAAGAAUUGAGGAAAGCAAAGCUGCCACGUCUGAUGCCUCGUCGUACGCGACCGUGAUGGAUCAGACUCACCUGAGGCAGCGCACCAUCACUACAACCACGACCACCACAACCGAAGAUGGCAUCUGGGGCAAGACCUCUCACUCUGAGCACAGCUUGUCAAGCGUCAACGGCGACAUCAGCGCGUCAAACUCUCACGCGACGCUCGCCAACGGUUACAUCUGCCACGACUGCUCCUUUCACUCUCAACAAAUGGACGCCCACACCGCACGUUCUCCCUCGCCUCCGUCAUCAACAUCGCACGCCGCAGACGUCUCGGCUGCGGCUGCGUUCUCCUGCUCGACGUCGUCACCGUUCACAACUAUAUACUCCAGGGACAGGAGUCACAAGAGCAAGACGGGUGUUCUCACGUCCGUGUCUAAUACGUGUGUGCGCUUGAGCAAAAGAGUCCUGGCUCCUUUUGUGUCCUUCUUUACUUCUCUGUACAGCAGCGUGCUCUGGCUGUCUGCACGGACAAACAUCUCACAAGGAAGAGGUACACCACAAGACCCCUUUUUAUGUUUGCUGAAGGACGCCGACAGUGUCUUUGCUUCAUGUACCAACUCUCUGAGGCGGACAGUGUCCUCCAGUUUGUCUCAAGUGCGGCUGUUAAAGCAAAACACUCUCGGCAGAAUGAUUGGCAGCAGGUCGAAAGACUCUCAAGUACAAGCUCACUCCAGCUUCUGUGGGAGCAUGAAUGUAAAAGAUCUGGUGAAGGAAGAUGCAUCACAUGUCAAUCUCAAUGGUUCCCUGUGUGACGACUGUAAAGGCAAGCAGUAUUCUGAGACACACACCGUCCUCCUCACACAGUCCUCCAGGUCGCAACGCCUGGUGGGGGCGCUGUGGAGCCUCCUGGCUUACACAGGUUACUGCCUCCUCCAGCCAGGUUAUUUGGUGGUGAGAGGGGCUAAAGCUUUGGGCUCAGGUGUCGGGACGGUGACACAGCGGAUCCUCACACUGCUAUGGAUGACCGUAGCAGCACCAGUGAAGGCGGGCCAGAGUCUGCUGUGGUUCCUUGCCACUGGGUGGUACCAGCUCGUGUCCCUCAUGUGUCUACUCAACGUCUUCUUUCUGACACGAUGCCUUCCCAAACUCUGGAAGCUUCUUCUGCCCCUUCUGCUCCUCUUGGCUUUGUGGCUGUGGGGUCCGUCCACCGGUGUCCUGCUUGCCUACCUUCCAGCCGUGAACCUCACCGAGUGGCGUCCUUCCUCUCCCCUCACCUUCCUGUCCAACUUGGUGCCAGCUUCUGCUCCAGUUCCUGAGUCUCCACUUGUUCAGACACUUGGUGUUCUCAGUGAGCUUCAUGAGCCAAUUGUUGCCCCGAGUGUGGACUUGGAACGCCUCGAGCGAUUGGAGCGCCAGCUAGCCCUGUUGUGGGAACGAGUCCAACAGAGUGACCAGAAGCAGGAGCAGCAUCGCACCAACAUAGCGGGUCUGUACCACACCCUGAGGGAGAAGCUCCACACACAGACCGACAGGGAGAGGCUGGGCCUGUGGGUGUCGUCCCUGCUGGAGCAGAGGUUGGACGUGCUGCGAGGAGAGCUCAAACAGGGCAACGUCCGCAGAAUGCAGAGCGAGGAGCAGCUGAAAGUGCUUCAAGAGAGUCAAACAACACGCUUAGCUGAUUUGGAAUUGCUGCUCAGCACUUUGGCUGCCAAGACUGAGGAGGUGCAGCAGAAGCAGCAGCAGUAUGAAGUUGAGAAAGAGAACAUGGAAAAGGAGUUUGUCGCUCCAGUGCAAGACACCCUGAGUGUGGGUGUGCAGCGGGAGGACCAUGAUGCUUUGCUGGCAGAGGUGCAAAGACUUGAGUUGGACUUGGGACGAAUCAGGCAGGACCUGCAGGGUGUCAUGGGAUGUAAGGGCAAGUGUGAGCAGCUGGGCUCGCUGCAGGAGACGAUAACAGCGCAGGUGUCCUCCCAAGUCCGUAAGGAGUUGCAGGCUCUGUUCUACGGCGGCGACUCGUCAGGAGAGAGUCAAGGGGAGGUUCCAGAGUCUCUGGUCCUGUGGCUUUCGCAGCGCUAUGUGAGCACGCCUGACCUGCAGGCAUGGCUUACUGCGCUGGAGCAAAGCAUCCUGAGGAACGUUUCCAUGCAGCUGGAGCUUCAAGGAGCUCAGACCCUCAGCGAGGUGGAGUCCAAGGCCAAGUCUUUUGCUCGCACAGUGACCGGCUCUGUGCAGAGUGCUGCCUCUGCUGAAGGACUCACGGAAGAGCAAGUAAAACUGAUUGUCCAGAAUGCCCUGAAGCUCUACUCUCAGGACAGGACUGGUCUGGUGGACUAUGCCCUGGAGUCUGGAGGCGGCAGCAUCCUCAGCACUCGCUGCUCUGAGACCUACGAGACCAAGACGGCCCUCAUGAGUCUCUUUGGCCUCCCGCUCUGGUACUUCUCCCAGUCUCCUCGAGUUGUCAUCCAGCCUGACGUGUACCCGGGUAACUGCUGGGCCUUCAAAGGCUCGCAGGGUUAUCUCGUGAUCAGGCUUUCACUAAGGAUCACACCCACGUCCUUCUGCUUGGAGCACAUCCCCAAAGCCCUGUCCCCGACUGGAAACAUCACCAGUGCCCCCCAGAACUUCACAGUCUUUGGUCUGGAUGAUGAGUAUCAAGAGGAAGGGGAUUUGCUUGGUCGCUACACUUACCAGGAAGACGGCGAAUCAAUGCAAACCUUCCCCGUUCAGGAACCGACUGAUAAGGCCUUCCAGAUCAUAGAGGUGCGAGUGUUGUCUAACUGGGGGCAUCCAGACUACACCUGCUUGUAUCGCUUUAGAGUCCACGGAGAGCCACGGCCUCAGUGAACCAACUACCACUACACACACACGCUAUAUAUAUAAAAAUCUCAAGAAAGCACCCAACCUGUCUGUACAUAGCUCUACCAACGCCUGAACGAACGACUCUCUGAAGUUCUUGAGGAUGUUUAUAUGAGAGAAUACACUAAAGAAGUUGUGGAUCAGGUGGGUUAGUAUCACCGAAAGAAUGACAAGGACAUGGGAACAGAAGAACACAAGAACAUUUGCAAAGUCCUAAUCUGGGGUGGGGGUGGGGGUUUGGGUUUCUUCUUGCACUGAAUGAACACACAAGACUCAUCAAGUCAAUUGAAAAGGAAUUUGGACAUCUUGCAUCUGAUUCUGAUUUGGGGUGUGUUCUUUAUCACCCAUAAUAAAUGUUUCUUUCAUGUUUUUGUUUGGGUGGCUCCGCAUCACACAUCAUCGCAGAUAAACUUUUUUUAGUUUGUUUUUUGCCAGAGGCUCUGAAUGUUUUUCUACUUUUGGAUGCGAGUCACCCUUUAAGCGCACUGCAGCACUACAAACCACUGACCCCAAGAGCUCUGUACAUUAGCCAGCAUUGAUAAAGCAUCUGUCUGUCUGUCUGCGUGCGUGCAUUGCGUGCGUGCGUGUGUGUGUGUGUGUUUAUGGACGGACUCUGAAGGAUUGCAGCCAGCAUGUGGUUCUUCCUGACCCAAUACUUUUUAAAAAUGUACAUUUUCAUGAGAUUUCUCUGAAAGUCAUGUGCCUAGAUCUCCAUUUGGCAAUCACAUUAGAAAGGUUCAGCUCCAAUUGUUUUUUUUUCUACCAUCAAGGUUAAGAUGGUCAGGCUCCUUUUUUCUCAGCUUCCCUUUAUCAGAUACCCAGACAGAAUGUAAUCUUUCCAUUUUAUUGUCCAUAUAGUUGGUAUUUCAUUGUAUUUGCUUUUAUCAGCGUUGAUUUAUAUUAAAAAAACACAUCCUUAUUCAGCUAACCAUUAUUUCCACUGUUUUGUAAGGAUGCACUGCAGAUGUUGACGUCAGUUUGUUUAAAAAAAACCUUAGAUUUUGACUGCAAAUAUAAGAGGAAGCCUAAAAUAUGUACAAUUGUGUUUUUUCAGUCCUAUUUAUUAAGUCAAUUGGUGACUGUUGAUUCUGAGUUCAUGCAAUGUAUAUUUUUGUCUAAAAGCUCUUCAGUGCAUUUUGGAAGCAUCAUGGGAUUUUUUCUUUUUUAAGAAAUUGCUAUUUUUGUUCUGUCAUAAGACAAAUGCUUUGGAAGAUAUUCCAAUAAAGAAUUUAAUUUUGAACAUUCA
Molecule: messenger RNA, 7475 nt
Organism: Dunckerocampus dactyliophorus (ringed pipefish)
Lineage: Eukaryota; Metazoa; Chordata; Actinopteri; Syngnathiformes; Syngnathidae
Product: SUN domain-containing protein 1-like
Exons: 23
Coding region: 2963-6217 (1084 amino acids)
Biological process (GO): nuclear envelope organization
Cellular component (GO): nuclear envelope; meiotic nuclear membrane microtubule tethering complex
Molecular function (GO): protein-membrane adaptor activity
Source: RefSeq, a predicted model, not a curated record